AAUUGAGUUGACUUUUUGCUUUUUUAAAAGUGUGUUUGUGUCAAAAUAUAUUUUAUUUUAAAAAAAAUCGUGUUCUUUAUGCAUUUAUUUACUUGAAACUACACUCUCACCAUAUCAGACGACUUUGAGUGUAUUUGUUUUGUUUCAGACAUAGAGUUGAAACAGAUUGACAUAUAUUACUGUUAGGAUGAUGUUAGCGCAGAGUCUUGUGAGCCGAGGGGCUCAGCAUGAUUCACUGCUGCUGAUUGCUGACAGUUUAUGUCAUGGUUUUCCCAGAGUUCAGCUGCCUACGUUUUUUCCAUUUCAUUGACCCGCUGUAACAACAUCUGGAGUCUGUAAAAACCAUUCUUCCCUUUUGUUUGUUUAAGUUAAACUUUUCCCACAUCACUUUUAACACUUCUUGGAUGAAGUUUCGAGAACAAAACUGUAAAAGCUGACCUCAUGUAAUCUGGACAGAAAACUGACUGAGAGUAGAGAAACAUCUUUUAGGAAAUUGUAGGAAAUUCUUAAUUUUUAAUUAUUGAAAUACAAGAUAGUCCAAGGAUUCAGAGGCAAUCUCCUCUGUUGGCUAUAGCUUAGAUGUUUGCCAAAAAAUCUGCUGAGUGGGGUAUAAAAGAGUUGUCGUGGGCAGAGCUGGAUAGGAGGGUCGGGCAGUAGGAGCUGAAGGGGAAGAAGACGGGGGUGAAUGUUCACAAGUCUGCCACAGAAAGGGGUGGGUUGAAGGAGAGAUUUAGUGUUGGGACAGGCACAUGGUAGUUGGGGGUAGACGGAAAGAGAAAGGGAAAGACGGAGCUGUGGAUCUGAGUUCCAACUGGAAGCUGUGUUCAGACAGGGAGAGAGAGCAGGAAUGUGGCUCAGCGUGGGAAUGAAGAUGCUCUGACAUGCUGAGAGACACUCUUAAGAUUUGAUGGAUAUAUGAACCACUCUGGCUGUAUGAUGAAAACAUCCCAAAUUGAGGCGAAAGAGGCGUGUGAUUGGCUGCGGGCAGCAGGAUUUCCCCAGUAUGCUCAGCUCUUUGAAGAUUCGCAGUUUCCCAUUGACAUUACUCCUGUGAAAAGAGAUCAUGAUUUUUUGGACAAAGAUCUUGUGGAACCUCUGUGCAGGCGACUCCACACUUUAAAUAAGUGUGCCUCUAUGAAACUUGAUGUGAAUCUUCCAAAGAAGAAAAGUGAAGACUCUGAUGAAGACGAUCUGUUUGCUAUUAGUGACAAAUGGACCUUUGAGUGGAGCAGCCGGCGUUGGUCCAGGUUACAGGACAUUGACAGUCUGCUGGGAAAUCACAGAGAGGGUGAGCUCUCCAGAGAUGGUGUGCCUCUGAGAACUACCACCAGCAGCGAGAGUGUUCUGACAGACCUCAGUGAGCCAGAGGUCUCUUCUUUGCACAGCGAGAGCAGCGGAGGCAGCGGUCAUCGGGGCCUCAGCACAGAGGACUCUGACUGUUCCAACCGCACCUGCUCAGACACUGCAGCAAUGCCAGACUCGACUUCUCUCACAAUGCCUCACAUCCCCAAAGAAUUUGCUCACUUCAAUUCACCAUCUGACAAGCACAGCAAAACAACCCACUCUCGUGCCAAGGAGUUACUAAAGCGUAUGGAUACACUGAGCUCCCGAGGUACUCUGGGAAAAGGCCAUAAGACGCUGGUAAUCAGCUCUCCUGUGCUGCAGCAGGAGGCCCAGGCCCUGAAGAAAUUGAGGUGUGAUGACAUAAUAAAUGGAGACGGUGGAGCUCUGGAACCACCAUGCAAUAAAACUCUGCCGUCCCACUCCAGUAGUGAGGGUAGCAGCCAUUCUGGUGGAAGCACUGUCAGCACACCCAGCCUAAAAGAGCGUAAGCCUCACCGUGUUGACCAUAAACGCAGCGGCAUGUAUUUGGAGGACAUGGACAUCUUCUCAGGAUCCCAAAUGAAUAAAGUUGCAGAACAAAAUCGUAGAAAUGAAUUUUGCUCUUAUGAAAACCUCGUGGUCCACAUUCCCAAAGACCACAAGCCAGGAACCUUCCCCAAAGCAUUGUCCAUAGAGAGCCUGUCCCCAACUGGUGGCGCCUCAAUUAACUGGCACACUGGCAGCAUGCACCUGGACUCCCCUUUAAUUUCAUGCAGAAAGGAAACACGGCCUGCUACCCAGUCCUCUUCCAGAGGUAGCCGCAUCAGUGUGUACGAUAAUGUUCCUGGCUCGCAUCUGUAUGCCAGCACUGGAGACCUGAUAGACCUGGAGAAAGAGGAUCUGUUUCCACACCUGGAUGACAUCUUACUGCAUGUCAAUGGUCUACAACAGAUAGUGGACCACUGGUCAAAAAAUGUGUUACCUGGAGGCGAGGGGAUAGUACAGAUCGAUGACGGGAAGGAUGAUACAGCAGGGCUUCAGUCCUCUAGUCAGAUUACAUUGGACUUUGAGGGGAAUUCUGUCACGGAAAGCCAGAUCGUGCCUAGUGAUGGAGACAGAGACAAAGUAUCACUUACAGAGACAGAAUCUACAAGGCUCAGGGAAAGGAGGGACUCCGGUGUAGGUGCAUCACUCACAAGACCUAAUAGGUUAAGAUGGCCCAGCUUUCAGAUAUCUAAUCGUCUAAGUCACUCAAGAGCAUCCCUGCAGAUCACAAACCAAUCAGCAGGCCAGCUGAGUUUGUUACAAAAGUUUUCACUGUUGCGUUUGACUGCAAUCAUGGAGAAGUAUUCCCUGACCAAUAAACAUGGCUGGACUUGGUCUGUGCCAAAAUUUAUGAAGAGAAUGAAGGUACCAGAUUAUAAGGAUAAGAAUGUGUUUGGAGUUCCUCUCAUUGUGCAUGUGCAGCGUUCAGGACAGCCCUUGCCCCUCGGCCUGCAGCAGGCCCUGCGGUACUUGAGGAGUCAGUGUCUCGACCAGGUGGGUCUUUUUCGUAAAUCAGGCGUGAAGUCUCGAAUCCAAGCUCUGAGGCAGAUGAAUGAAAGUUCUCCAGAAAAUGUCAAUUAUGAGGAUCAGUCUGCCUAUGAUGUGGCUGAUAUGGUGAAGCAGUUCUUCAGGGAUUUACCUGAGCCCCUACUCACCAGCAAGCUGGGAGAGACCUUCCUCCAUAUUUACCAGUAUGUACCAAAGGACCAAAGAUUGCAAGCUGUCCAGGCCGCCAUCAUGUUGAUGUCUGAUGAAAAUCGAGAGGUACUGCAGACGCUGCUCUGUUUCCUUAGUGAUGUCACUUCCUCUGUGGCGGAGAACCAGAUGACACCUAUGAAUAUUGCUGUGUGCCUGGCUCCGUCCCUCUUCCAUCUCAACAAAAUGAAGAAGGACAAUCUAUCACCAAGGGCCAUGCAUAAGAAGUAUGCUACUGGCAGACCAGACCAGAAGGAUCUGAAUGAGAAUUUAGCAGCGGCUCAGGGCCUCGCUCACAUGAUCAUAGAGUGCAACCGCCUCUUUGAGAUCCCUCAUGAGAUGGUUACUCAGUCGCGUAAUUCCUACGUGGAGGCUGAUUUGCAUGCACCAACAAUUGACGAGCUGUGCAAGCAGUCGGAAGAUGAGGAUGGAACAUACCAAACACUUUUGGAGGGGAGACUUCAGAACCUGCUGAAAGAGGCCCGGGAAAAAUCCAAAUACUGGGUGUCGUGCAGCAGCUCUGAUAACACAGAGCUCUAUUAUAAGAAGGUGGGAGAUGGCAACCCUUUGAGACGUUGGAAAGUGUCUGUCGAGGUGGAAGCACCGCCAUCUGUGGUGUUGAACCGGGUGCUGCGAGAGCGCCACCUGUGGGAUAUGGACCUCCUUCAGUGGAAAGUGUGCGAGACACUGGACAGGCAAACAGAAAUGUUUCAGUAUGUCCUGAGUCGCAUGCCCCCUCAUCCCAGCAGGGACUUUGUAGUUCUUAGGUCAUGGAGGACAGACUUGCCAAAAGGUGCUUGCUCCCUGGUUUCUGUGUCUAUAGAGCACGAAGACUGUCCUCCUUUAGGAGGGAUAAGGGCUAUAGUCCUGGAGUCUAACUACCUAUUAGAGCCCUGUGGCUCAGGAAAGUCCAGACUAACUCACAUCUGCAGAGUGGACAUGAAGGGAAGGACUCCAGACUGGUACAACAAAGCCUUCGGCCACCUUUGUGCUGCAGAAGCUGCCCGAAUCCGCAACUCCUUUCAGCCACUAAUCACAGACGGCCCAGAGACCAAAAUCUGAAAUUCUUUGCUGCUUGUGUCUGCUCAGCCUUGAGAUCAACAUUGAGCCUUUGAGUCAUUGCUAACAGCCACAAAAAGCAGAGACGGGGCUCCAGAACGAAAGCACAGUUUAUUGUUUGUUUGUCUGAAUGCAAAAUGCUCUGAUAAUAACUUAUGGCUCCUCUGAAAUUGCACAAUUUUAAAAGAGGACAUCUUAUAGGUGGUGAGCAUAAUUCUUCAUUGGGAAAUUAAUUAUCCUGCCAAUAUUAUUGACAUUUAUGACUAUUUUAUUUACCUUCAUGUUUCUAAAACUGUAUGUUAUAAUAAUUAUCUUUAAUAAUAUUAUUGUAUUAUUGUUUCUACAAUGUCUAGGACAUUCGAGCUCUGAAAUGCUUCUGGGAAGCAUAUAUAUUUGUUUGUUUCAGAUUUAAAGCUAUAAUUAUUAUGAUGUACACUCAAGUGCAUAUAUGUGUGUCUGUGUGUGUGUGUGAAUAUACUGUAAAUUAAAUAAAAUGUAUAUUUUGUAUAUAUGUAUAUAUAUAUAUAUACAUAUAUAUAUGAAGGGGUAAUGAGUACAUAUGUUAAUUUUCCAUAUAUUAAUUCAUUUUUCUGUGUGAACCGUUCUGUCAAACACAUGGUACAAAAUUGUAAGCUGGUUUUACUUUGCUCCUUUAUUGCCAUUUUGAAAUGGGUGUAACUGUAAUAAACGUUGACCUUCAGUGGUUGUGAAGAAGGUGACUUAAGGUUUGACUUGAUCAUACCUGCUUUAGGGUACUGGAUUGUGCAGUCAGGUCCAAACAUUUCUUUUUUUUAAAAAAAAAUAAAACCAUGAAAA
Messenger RNA from Neolamprologus brichardi, 4938 nucleotides. NCBI's taxonomy places the organism in Eukaryota, Metazoa, Chordata, Actinopteri, Cichliformes, Cichlidae. The record is from RefSeq and is a predicted model, not a curated record.